AUGUCUUACCCUGCGGGAACCGUUACUAGUGUUCACGAGCAUUUAAUCAACUUGCUACCUUACGAGGAGGCCGACGGGUGGGCUGAGCUGGCGGCGGAAACGGGGGACUCGGCGCAGGCGGAAGGGGGGAGCGACGGCGGGGGAAAAAGCGCGUGGGAGGAAAAAGCUCGCGCGGUGGGCGGAAGCGCGAAGGAGCGGCAGCUGGCGCGGCUGCUGCCGGUGCUGUUCCUGGUGUCGUCGUCUCUCAUGCCCACUGCGCGCCGAUACCCGCUGCUGCUGCGCGAUCGACGGUUGCUACACCACGUGCGCAUCGGGCUCUUCGGAGUGGAUCUCGCCGCGCUCUCCAUCCCCCUGGACGCCACGUCAGCGUAUUCCACGUCAGCAGCUGCGCGUCCGCACCUGUUCUUUGCGAAGAAGCUCUACCUCCCGCUCCACCCGGACUCUCUCUGCGGAUUCGCCGCCUCCCCCCGCCCCCGCUCCCCCGACCCCCUCUGGCGCACCCUCCGCGCGCACCACCUCCUCCCCCCAAACGGCUUGCCGAUCCUCAACCCGAACUGGGUGCCUCGGCUGCCGAACCAGCAUCUGAACCAGCAGGCUCGGGCGCACAUGGUGGUUGGGGAGGCUUUGCGUCGGGAUUGGGUGGUGGUGGUGUCGCUGGUUUGGAGUGUGCAUGGGGGGAGGGAGGGGCAGGGGGUGGCUGGGGGGGAGGAUAUCGGAUUGGGGGAGGGGGAGCUAGCGGAAGGAGGAGCAGGCGGAGGGGAGGGCGCGGAAGGUGACAAUAAGGAGGCGGCUGACGCGAUGAACAGUGUGAUUGUAAUGAUGCGGGAGCUCUUCGGCGAGGCGCGCGUGGUGGUAUACGACGAGCACGUGCCGCUACUGCAAGCCAAGGAGCUCUUUUCCCGCGCGAUUCUGUUCGUCGGCCCGACGUCGCCCGCGCUGUCGAAUCUCAUCUUCAUGCCCUUCAACUCCACGCUCAUCGAAGUCCUCCCUCGCACCGUCGCCAUGGCAGCCGCGUCCAUCCCUGUUGUCGGCCAACAGCGGGCUGCCACGUGGCACUUCCACCUCGCGUCCCGCCUCGGGAUCCAUCAUUUUCUCUCUGCCUGUGAUCCGACUAAGGUGAACUGGCAUUCUCAGGAGCACUGCCACGUGGACGAGGUGUACGGUACAGUCACCGCGAUGAUCCGUAACAACCCUACACUCCACGCGUUCACUGGGUUACCAUCCGUCUCCUUUCCACUGGACGAGCCUGCCAGCUUCGGCGACUUCCGAAGCAGGAUCCCAGGCUCGAGGCUCAAGCCCGGAACAGGCGAAGCGGCAGCGUUCAAGCAGUGGAUGAGCUGCGUGGCGGAGCGCGGCGAGUGGCGGUACAACGCGACGCCGAGGGUUCUACCGUGGGAGGAGAAACAGGUGCAGAGCUGCGACUCCCGACACAUGAAGCAGGGCGGAGUGGCAGGAGUCCACGCGGACAAAAUCGCAAACUCGGGAUGGGAUCCCGCUGCUGCUGCUGCGGCGUGGAAGGUUCGAGAGAGUCUGAAGUACCAGUGGGUGGUGCCUCGGGAAAAGUGUGCUGGAGUUGUCGGGGGCAGGCAGGCGGUGGUGGGGAGGGAGGGCGUGCAGGGGGAGAUUUUCUCGAGAUGGGGAGAGUUCAAGCAGCAGAACGAGAUGGUGAGAGAGAUAGUGGAGGAUGCGGGAGGGUUGUUCAUGGAUGUGGAUCCGAUGAUGGCUUUAAGACCGGAUGGGCACAGAGGGGUGGUGGCUAAGGAUAAGGUGGACUGCCUGCACUACUGCCUGCCAGGCCCGGAAGACACGUGGUCUGAGUUCCUGUACAACAUCAUCCAGAGGCUCGUGCCUGUCCAUGAGAUCUUACUGAGGUGCCUCAGAAUGUGGUCGGUACAGGAGAGUCAGCCAAUAUCAACUUCUCCUGUUGCCACGUGGCGUGGUGGUGGUGGGUCCCACCUGGCGAAGUUUCCGCACACCUUCCUUCCGCCGCCAGCGGUUCCCCCAUCCACGGAGUUCGCGUUCGUUCCGCGCUUCACUGCCCUCCGCGGAGAAUGGCCCUCCCCCUCCCCGCCGCCCGCCACUCCGCCUUCCGCGCAUGCAGUAGCGCGGAGGGGGAAGGAGGGCGGGGGAAGCAGAAGGCGGAGCUGGGGGAAGGGCGGGUUAGCAGGGGGAGAAGGAGCUGCGGCAGGGACGGCAAGAGGGGAGGGUGGGGAGGCUUUAGAUGCAGAUGAAGAGGCUUAUAUGGAGGAUGGAGCGUGGGACAAAGGCAGGAGAGAGGAUGAUGCAGAGGCGCGCGUGAACACGGAUUCAGGCCGACAUGGAACGCGCAUGCUAGUGGUGCAGCCGCGCCCCCAUCCGCGCUGGCUGCUGCGCGCCAAGCUGGGAGAGGCGCUGCGAUUGGUGGACUCGCUCACAGGCACGGACAGCCAAUGGGAGAUGGAGCAGCGCUCGUGGGGGGGCGCAGGGGCAGGGGAGGACGCACAGGCAGC
Closterium sp. Naga37s-1 is the source of this 2489-nucleotide messenger RNA. Lineage: Eukaryota; Viridiplantae; Streptophyta; Zygnematophyceae; Desmidiales; Closteriaceae. The record is from the annotation of a GenBank genome assembly.